Messenger RNA from Amoebophrya sp. A120, 539 nucleotides. NCBI's taxonomy places the organism in Eukaryota, Dinophyceae, Syndiniales, Amoebophryaceae. The record is from the annotation of a GenBank genome assembly.
GCGUUUUGAGAGAUGAGACUGAGAGCAGCAUCUUUAUUCGUGCGCCAUGUCCAUCAGAUGCGAGCAUCCGAUUGGUCUUGGGCAUCGCUGAUUGAUGCGCUCCAUGAUCUAAGAAUGGCGCGCCCGAAACUUCCGACAAACGUGGAACUCGUCGAGCAGGCGGGCGCCACGCCUCGGGAAUUGCAGACGACGCCUCGUGGCGCUUGCGGUGUCUUAGUGGCCUGGCUCCGCGGGCGAUGGAACCAAGCGCGAUCGACCACGCCGGACGUCUGUGUCGCCACGAUCGGCGCGCCGCCUGGCGUAUCUAACACAUACGCACCAACGAAAAGAACCUCGCGCGGGCCUGUUGAAGUAGCUAAAGGGCGGCGGCGCCGCCCUUCUCCGAGUUUUGUCGCGGGCUCCCGGAUCUCGUGGGCUCUUUCAAGCCAGCGCCGCGACGGCCGUGGCGCGCGCGGGCAUAGCAGACGCGGCGCAUUGCCCUUGCCCGCCCGGGCCGCGCUGCGCGCACCCCGCCGGGCUGUUCGGGCGUCUUGCACCCC